Amphibalanus amphitrite is the source of this 1124-nucleotide messenger RNA. Its product is annotated as 26S proteasome non-ATPase regulatory subunit 9-like. The transcript is spliced from 2 exons. Gene Ontology annotation, biological process: proteasome regulatory particle assembly. The record is from RefSeq and is a predicted model, not a curated record. NCBI's taxonomy places the organism in Eukaryota, Metazoa, Arthropoda, Thecostraca, Balanomorpha, Balanidae. Gene Ontology annotation, molecular function: protein binding. Gene Ontology annotation, cellular component: cytoplasm; nucleus. Bases 107 to 814 code for a protein of 235 amino acids.
UUGUCGAAAAAAUGACCACUGCUGUUUUGGAUGAACGUUUUCAGAGAAAGAAGCAGAAGACGUUGAAUUCCCCAGAACCUGCUUGUUAAUUCUUAAUAUUGUUUUUAUGCAUAUUUGCAACCCAAAGCCCUGGAACGCACAAAGGAUCGUUUCAGGGACAAUCACCAAUAUGACUUCAGUGGAAGCAGGCACUGCCGGUGGUGCCAGUGGUGAUGACGAAUGUAGUGCUCUGCGUGCGUCCCUCCUGCGAUUAAAUGAAGAAAAACGGCAGCUUGAUUCCCGUAUUGCUGCUCUGAGCAAUGUUCUCACAUCACAGAACGUCACUAUGGACGAGCCAUUGGUGGAUGCAGAGGGAUAUCCGCGCUCCGACAUCGACGUCUACUCUGUGCGGCAUGCACGAGCACAGCUACGCCGCCUGCAGAACGACUACCGUGCGCUGAUGAGCGACAUCGAGGCUGGGCUGGCGCAGCUGCACGCGCAGCACCGGGAGGCCGGCACGGCGUCGGAGGCGGGCGGCUCGGCCACGCCGCCGGCUGCCUUCCUGCAGGUGACGGCCGUGACAGACGGCUCACCGGCGGCCGAGGCCGGCCUGCGCGCCGGCGACCAGCUGGCCGCACUGGGCUCUGUGAAUGCCGACAACUUCGGCUCUCUGUCGGACGUGGCCGGCGUGGUGCGCCACAGCGCCGGCCGCCCACUGGCGGUGACGGCGCUGCGCGCCGGCCGCCGGCUGAGUCUGCAGCUGACGCCGCGCUCCUGGGCCGGGCCGGGCCUGCUCGGCUGCACCCUGGUGCCCAUCGACAGGCCCGAAAGGUGAACGGCCGCCCUCGGACAGCGAUCGGCUUCUGCUCCGCGGUGGGUCAUCUGAUAUUGGCUCUCGUGCUAUGAGACGAUGAUAAUGUGUUUUGUUGCUAAGGGGUGUAAAGGACACACCCCUUGCACAUAAGGCGGUGCUAUGGGGCUGAGCACGCCCGUGGUCGACUCGAUCUUUGAUAAGCUAAGCAUGUUUAUUGCGACAGUCGCAUCACAUGCCAUUGUUUGCGCCAUUGCCAGUUCAGUGUGGGUUCGGGCUUUAUCAGAUACAGCUUGAUGUGUUAAUAUAUAACCUGAUUGCACUUGCAAGCUUA